Messenger RNA from Panonychus citri (citrus red mite), 4284 nucleotides. Its product is annotated as transcription factor Sox-9-A-like. Gene Ontology annotation, cellular component: nucleus. NCBI's taxonomy places the organism in Eukaryota, Metazoa, Arthropoda, Arachnida, Trombidiformes, Tetranychidae. The coding region runs from base 1505 to 3892 and encodes 795 amino acids. The transcript has 3 exons. Gene Ontology annotation, biological process: regulation of transcription by RNA polymerase II. Gene Ontology annotation, molecular function: RNA polymerase II cis-regulatory region sequence-specific DNA binding; DNA-binding transcription factor activity, RNA polymerase II-specific. The record is from RefSeq and is a predicted model, not a curated record.
AAAAGCAAAAACUUAUGAAUGGAAAUGAAGAGAAAAAAAAACAAGAUGAAAAUCGUAAAUCGAGAUAACGUGAUCGAAGAGGAAAAGGAAAUACGAUUGAAUAGACGAAAAUCAAGACGAAGGCGAAGAUCAAGAGCGAAUAUUAAAAGAAGAUGAAGUUUAAGAUGAUGAUGAUCUCGAAUAUUAGAAGAAGGAAGAAGAAGGCGAAAAGGGAGAAAAAUUAAAAGAUAUUUUUGUAGAGGUUGAGGUUUAGUUCCGUUGGAAUCAUAGAUGAAAAUAAAACAAGAAAAAGAAAAGGAAAAAGCGAACGAAAAAUAAAGAUGAUUUUACAAAGAAAGACGAAAAAGAGAAAGAGAGAGAGAGAGAAACUAUAUCAUCAUCUUGAUCCUCAUCUUCAUCUUAAUCAUCAUCAUCGCAUACACAGUGUUCAUCUUUGUUUUUGGGCAACGAGUCAUCACAAGGAAAAAGUUCCACGGGAGCAACUUCAUCUUUUCUACUGGAUCUUCAUCUUCAUCCUCAUCUUUUGUAAACUCCUCCUACAUUCUUAUUCUCGCCUAUUCAGCUCAACAUCUUCUUUCAUCAUCCAGGCAUCUUUCUAGCUCAUCAUCAUCAUUUCUCUCUCUCUCUCUUUCUUUCUCAAUCUUCUGUUUUGUGAUAGUGUGUGUAUAAUAUUUGAACUGAAAACCCUGAGAAAUGAAAGCGUAGAGAAAAAAAAAUCAAAUUCUAAAAAUUGAGAAAAAAGAAAAUUUUUUCUCUUCUAAUGUUUUAGUAAAAAUCGUCAUCUUUCUGAUCAUCAUUUCUCUUCAUCAAAUUUUACUUUCAGUUGAUAUAAUUUUGAUCAUCGUCAUCAUUAGAUCUUCAAGUCAUUUCUUUUCCUCAUCAUCUCCACCAGAAUCAUCUCUAUCUCUUUCUCCUGAAAUUCAUCAUCUGAUUAAACCUCCAAUCAAGUUAUUCCUCACGCCCGAAUAUUUAUCAUCAUCAUAAUCUCUCUCUCAACUUUUAUCUUCCUAUUCGAUUCAUUUUUCUCAUUAAUCUCUUUCUCUCUCUAUUUCAACUGAGCUAUUCAAUCUUAACGGAUCGGGAUCAAUGUUAUAACCUUAAUCCGUUAUUUCUGCAACAAUUUAGAUACAAACAAAAAGUGAUUAGUGUUUAAUUACUCGAGAAAAAAAAUCUGUGAUUAAAUUGUGUUUAUCCUUCUCAUUGUUGAUUCUAAGUGUUGAUUAAUGUCAUCAAUAUGAUCGUUAUUACAUAACAUUAUCAAUCGUCACAAUUUAAUUUAACAACAGGAAGAUAAAGAAUCUCAUAGAGUGAGAGAGAGAGAGAGAGAGAGAGAGAGAUCUUCUUGCAAAAUUAAAUCAAUCAUUUUCAUUCAUUGAUUAUCAGUCGGUUAAUUGGUUGCAAAUAGUAAAUAUUAUUAAAGUUUUCCCUUUAAAUUAUAUCAACAGUUUAAAAGUUUGCAAAGUUUUUUUUUAUGAUAAUUGAGUGACAAUUAAUAGAACCUAACAUGAGUGAUGUUAAACUACCAACUUUAAUCAAUUCAAAGUGCAACGAAUCACAAUUAGUGACACUAACACCAAAUUCAUCAUCUUCAUCCUCAUCUUGUACAUCAUCUCCCUCAUCGUCAUCACUAUCAACAACCACAACGGCAACUACAACCUCACCACAAACACCAACAACAUUAUCCUCAUCAUCAAAUGUUAUCUCAUUGACCAUUUCCUCUGUUCCCAAUAAAAAUAAUGAUAAUCGGAAAUCAUCAGGUAAUCGUACUGAUCAAUUAACCUCAACAAUUAACGAGGCAGUUAGCAAAGUUCUUGGUGAAUAUGAUUGGACUAUAGUGACAACCAAAAGCAAACCAACUUCAGCGUCCAAGAUUAAACUUCACGUUAAAAGGCCAAUGAACGCGUUCAUGGUCUGGGCUCAAGCCGCUCGCCGAAAGUUAUCUGAACAAUAUCCUCAUCUUCACAACGCUGAAUUAAGCAAAACCCUUGGACGACUCUGGAGCAGAGUACUUGAUGAUGAUGCAAAGAAACCUUUCAUUGCUGAAGCUGAAAGAUUACGAUCUAAACAUAAGAAAGAUUUUCCCGAUUACAAGUAUCAACCUAGAAGACGAAAACCAGUUAAAUCUAAUGGACAUGGACGAGGGUCAACAGGGUCAUCGGGUGGUGGUCAAGAUUCAUCGACUAAUCUCAACUGUUCAUCAUCAAUAGAUUCACCUGGAUCUAAUUCUUGUAGUAAUCAAACUUUGGCUGAAGAUGAUGUCUCUCGAAGUCCAAUUUCCCGUCCACCAAGUGAGCCUUCACCAUCAAAUGGAUCAUCAUUUGAUCAUCAAUUAGCUCAUCAUCAUCACCAUCAACAAAAUCAUCUAUUUCAUCAUUCCCUACAACAACAACAGCAACACCAACACCAACAACAUCCUCAACAACAACAACAACAACAACAAAUGCAACAUCAUUUCCAUCAUGUUGAUGAAUUAAAUCAAUCAUCAGUGUUACGUGAUGAUGACGAUACAGAUAUCGUUAAAGAUGAUAAUAAUGAUAAUCAUCAUAAUGAUACAAUUAACGUUAAUCAAAUGAUGUCCUCUUUCAUUGGUAAUCAUCACAGGCAACAAUCAGCAUCAUUUUCAUCACCUUCGUCCGGAUCAAUUGGUUUAACAUCUUCCUCAUCAUCUCCGUCUCAUUCAUCAGCACCAAGCUACCUGACAAACUAUUCACUGACCCGUCCAUCUCCUGGGUACAAUCAAAGCCCACCAACACCACCCACAACCCCACAACAACUUGGACGAUUCAAUGGAUCCUAUGGAUUAAUUGGUCCAAUCGGAAAUGGUGACAGUUCACAACAACAUCUCCACGGGUCAUCUAAUGGAUAUAAUUGUAAUCCAAUUCAUGGAUCAAUAUCAUCUCCAUCAACCGCAUCAUCUUCAACAUCCUCAUCAUCUGGCACCUCAAAUACAAGUGCUACAAAUUCAUCAACAAAUUGUAACACAUUUGAAACAGUAAUUACCAAUGGUAACGGUGGAAGUGAUAAAAAUAAUUUAAACAACAACAACAACGAUAUAGAUAUUGGUCAUCAUCAUCCACGAACCUCACCAACCUCAUCCUCAACCCAUCACCUUGAAGCUUACAUGCACCAAUUUCUUGGUCCACCUCCACUCAGUUCCUCCUCUUCCUCCUCCUCUUCACCAUCCUCCAUCUCCUCCCCUUCUCAUCAUGCCUUUCACCAUCCUCAUUCCCACCACCAUCAAUUAGCUGGUUCUGGUUACACUCAUCUCGGUGGGACAGGAUCAACCGCUUGGAGUAGACUUGUCUCCGAUUACUCUCACAAUUCAGUCUAUUCAUCUGCCGCAUCUAAUCAUCAUCAUCACCAUCAUCCUCAUCAUCAGAUUCACCAUCAAAUUCAUGAUGUCUUAUCCUCUCCACCUCCAACAGCAAGUUCAACUUUAGUCAAUGAUUUUUAUCAACGACCAACCGCAACACCAACAACAGUAAAUCUCAUCAAUAAUACUCCCUCUUCCUCCUCCUCUUCAUCAUCUUCCUCCCUUUACAUUGAGCCAACAGAUAAUAACACAACAUCCUCCAUUUUACCUUCAACCCCAACCACAACCUCUUCCUCUUCUUCAUCCUCAUCACCACCAUCAUCCUUAUAUUGUGCAAAAGCCACCGCUCUGUCCACUUCACUUUUCACCGGAAUGACCGGUUGGCCUCAUCCGGGUGAUUCCUUUACCGAUAGUUUAAUUACCUCAGUCCGUCCAACAUCUUCCUCUUCAUCUUCCUCAGUGGGUCAACUUGACCAUCACUUACCAGCAACAUCAUAUGGAUCACAUCACCACCACUCUCAUCAUCCACCUCCGCCUCCUCCUCCACCCUUGGGCCAUUUUCUGCCCACCUCAAGAUAGUAAAAUUUAAAUAUUUUUAAAUCAAAGACAAAAACAAACAAAAAAAACCAAAACAAUUGCGACAAAAAAAUAAUAUUAUUACCAAUCAAAUGAUUAAUUUGACUUUUAAUAAAACAAUUGAUUAAACAAUUGCAGACAAAAUUAACUAAUCAAAAAAUACAAUCAACGAUCAUAAUUAAUAGUUUAACUGGAUUAAAAGAUGCAAAGGGUUUUAAGCAACUUUCAACAAGAAAAAAAAAAUCAAUCAAAUUUAAUUUUCUCCAUUUUAAUUGUGUUUUUGUUUUUCUAAUUUAUUUUAAUCACCAUCAACAAUUAACAUGAUUAACAAUAAUCAUGUUUGUAUAUUUAUCGAUAACAAUCAUCAUCAUGUAAAACAAACAACAAUCAAUAUA